AUGAACGCUAUGCAAAUACAACUCGAGCACAGUCUCGCCCAACUCGAGCCAGGCCAACUGUGUCGCGGCCAACUGAACAUCCACUGUGCCAAGUCCUCCACCGUCCAACGUGCCUAUAUUCAGUUCGUAGGUGUAGCGAAGACAGAGUGGAGACUGGGAGAGACUUACCUCGUCGGAAGCUCUGCCAUAGUAGACAAAGUACCGUACACUUCGGAGAAGAGCUACACUGGCACAGAAGUCGCCCUUCCAUGCAGAAUCCUAAACAGUGGUGUCACUACCAUACCAUUUGAGCUCAAUGUUCCAUCUGACGUUCCUCCAUCGUACGAGAACAACCUUGGCUGUAUCCGCUACUGGCUGAAGGCUGUGAUUAAGUCUGACGAUGUAACUCAAGUCGUGUCGAUUCCAAUUGAGAUCUGCACCAACCCAGACGUCGAGUGUUCUGAAUUCUUGACGAAGCCAAUCAAAAAAGAAUCCAGAAAAGAAAUGGGAAAAUUGUUCUUCAAGAACGGCCACGUCCGUGCCGCCAUCGGCGUUCAGAAGGCCGGCUUCAACGUGGGCGAGUCGAUGGAAGUCAAAGCCGAAGUCUUCAACGAAUCCGAAAAGGAAAUCACAGACAUUCAGUUCCAACUGGUACAGUUGAGUCACUUCACCGCUCAACGUGACUGCACCAGACCUAGUUUGAAGAAGAACCACAAGGAAGUCGAGUUCAAGCAGGACGAACUCGUGGUCAAGGAGUGGUGUGACGUGGUCAAGAUACUCAAACAUGAGAGUGGAACAUACCAGGAUGUGCUACGUGUGCCUGAAGUCAUCCCGAGCUUCAGCAACUGUCAGAUCGUGCAAGUCAACUAUGUGUUGAGAGUAAGUUAACAUUGUCUUUCGAGCUUUAAAUCACAUUCAAUUGUUAAAAAUAUAAAAUAAUAUCAUUUAAAUAAAGAAGAGAUAAGAAACCAGUAACAAAACCAAUACCUCCACAUCAGACUGUAAUGACAUCACUUUCAGACAAAGAUCGUAUCCAAAACCCAGAAGACAUUACUUUGCUGUGACAUUCCACUACAAAUCCGCUCGACCAGUUCAGGAUCUUCGAUGCACAGUUCCCCCAGGUCGAGUUUGUCAAUCGACGUCAACGAGUACCACAACAACGUACACCAACCUAUCUUAACCUUUUAA
This is a messenger RNA of Bursaphelenchus okinawaensis, 1167 nucleotides long. The record is from the annotation of a GenBank genome assembly. NCBI's taxonomy places the organism in Eukaryota, Metazoa, Nematoda, Chromadorea, Rhabditida, Aphelenchoididae.